This is a messenger RNA of Caenorhabditis angaria, 704 nucleotides long. Lineage: Eukaryota; Metazoa; Nematoda; Chromadorea; Rhabditida; Rhabditidae. The record is from the annotation of a GenBank genome assembly.
AUGAGGAUUUCGGUGAUUUUAUUUUUGGCGAUGAUUUUGGGAAUUGGUGAGUUUUUUGGGAAAAUUUAAAAAUGUUAUCACGAGUUUUUUCAAUGAUAUAUUUUUCGAAAAUGAUUGAAAAUAAGUUUUUCUCUAAAAUUGAAAUAGUUUUAAAAUCUGAAUUAAAUUUUUGAAAUAUGAGAAAGUUUAUGUUUCAAAAAAAUUAGGAAAACUUUUUUGGAGGUUCGGAAAAAAUCCAUAUUUUUAAGAUAAAUAUUCUUGAACCGAAAAUAAUAGUUCCACAGUAACCAAUAGAAAAUUAGAAGUGAAUGUUUGAAAUUUAGAGAGAGAAGAAAAACUGCAUUCUGAAAAACAUUUGACAAAAUUUGUCCACAAAAGUUCUAUAUUUGAAUUACCCCGGAAUUUUUUAAAGGGAACCUUCUCAAAACAAUUUUUCACUACUUAUUCCAGCCCAAUCCGCUUCACUUUUCAAUUCAAAUUCCGGCGAUGUUCAUGUUAGUGGAAGUUUUCGAGUAGCUGGAGAGAAUGAGGAAAUUUCGAGUAACUCGCAAGAUUUUCAAGAAGUUGAACGUACGUUUUUUCUCCAAUUUUUUAAAAAUCGAAAACAUCUUUCUCCAGAUCCAUUUUUCCAAUUGGAGGCAAUGAAAAUAGCUCGAGCAUAUUUGGACAAACAAUACGCCAAGGAACGAGCCAAGAAUAAUUGA